Carlito syrichta (Philippine tarsier) is the source of this 1267-nucleotide messenger RNA. It is a transcript of the gene GLMP, whose product is annotated as glycosylated lysosomal membrane protein. The transcript has 6 exons. The coding region runs from base 4 to 1221 and encodes 405 amino acids. The record is from RefSeq and is a predicted model, not a curated record. Gene Ontology annotation, cellular component: lysosome. NCBI's taxonomy places the organism in Eukaryota, Metazoa, Chordata, Mammalia, Primates, Tarsiidae.
CGCAUGUGCGGCUGUGCGCUUCGCUGCUGGGGCUGGGGGCCAUGGGCCCCCGGCCCCACGCUCUUCUUGGGUCUGCUUCUGUCUGCCGCCCCAUUUGGCCUGCACGGAGAAGAAACCCGCCAGGUGUCUCUGGAAGUCAUUCCUGACUGGGAGGGCCCCCCUCAGAACCUGCUUCAUAUCCGGGCAGUGGGCACCAAUUCCACACUGCACUAUGUGUGGAGCAGCCUGGGACCUCCAGCAGUGGUGCUGGUGGCCACCAACAGCCCCUACAGCACCCUGAGCGUCAACUGGAGCCGCCUGCUAUCCCCUGAGCCUGACGGGGGCCUGACAGUGCUUCCCGAGGACAGUGUCCAGUUUUCUUCCGCCCUUGUCUUUACCAGGCUGCUUGAGUUUGACAGCACCAACGUGUCUGAUCCGGCAGCAGACCCCCCAGGAAAACCGUAUCCUCCAUACUCCUUGGCUGAUUUCUCCUGGAACAACAUCACCAACUCAUUGGAUCCUGUCUCUCUGAGUUCCACAUUUCAAGGCCACCUGGUGAAUGACCCUACCAGGGCUUUUGCCAAUGGCAGCCUGAGCUUCAGGGUCCAGGCCUUUUCCAGAUCUGGCCGACCAGCCCAACCCCCUCGCCUCUUGCACACUGCAGACACCUGCCAGCUAGAGGUGGUCCUGGUUGGAGUUUUGCCCCGAGGAAACCGCUCCCUGUUUGGGCUGGAGGUGGCAACCUUGGGCCAGGGCCCUGACUGCCCUUCAAUGCAGCAGCAGCACUCCAUCGACGAUGAAUAUGCACCUGCCGUCUUCCAGUUGGACCAGCUGCUGUGGGGCUCCCUCCCAUCUGGCUUUGUGCAGUGGCGACCAGUGGCUUACUCCCAGAAGCAAGGAGGCCGAGAAUCUGCCCUGCCCUGCCAUGCGUCCCCUCUUCAUCCCACCUUGGAAUACCCUCUUCCGCAGUCACCCAUUGUCCGAGCCUUCUUUGGGUCCCAGAACUUCUGCGCCUUCAAUCUGACGUUCGGAGCUUCCACAGGCCCUGGCUACUGGGACCAACACUACCUCAGCUGGUCAAUGCUUCUGGGUGUGGGCUCUCCUCCAGUGGAUGCCUUGUCCCCGUUAGUCUUGGGCAUCAUGGCAGUGGCCCUUGGGGCCCCAGGGCUCAUGCUGCUGGGUGGAGGCCUGGUUCUGCUGCUGCGCCAUAAGCAGUACUCAGAGUACCAGUCCAUAAAUUGAGGUCCACUCUCGAGGGAGUGGAGAGGGAAGGACUUGACUGGACCUG